Phycomyces blakesleeanus NRRL 1555(-) is the source of this 2175-nucleotide messenger RNA. RefSeq lists its product as hypothetical. NCBI's taxonomy places the organism in Eukaryota, Fungi, Mucoromycota, Mucoromycetes, Mucorales, Phycomycetaceae. The record is from RefSeq and is a predicted model, not a curated record. Bases 1 to 2175 code for a protein of 724 amino acids. The transcript is spliced from 5 exons.
AUGGAAGACUUUACCCUUGACCUUUUGUUGAACGACAGCAAGAAAAAAUACCUUCCGGGAGAUCAUGUCAAAGGCAUUGUCACUGUGAAAUGCGCCAAUGGAAGUACCAAUACUCCAAUUAACUUACGAUUAAUCUGGGCUGGCAAUGCUACAAGUCAAGACAAAGAUUCUGAGGAUUCAUUUCCUUAUUUCUUGGAGGCGUGGGAGCUGGAAAAUCAAACCCUUAAUAGCGACCCUAGUGAACUAGUAUUUCCGGAACACCUUUCAUUUCAACCAGUAAAUAUUUCAUUGAACAGUACCUAUGUUCUGCCUUCUAGUCUAGCGCUUGAUGGAAUAUGCUCGUUUGAGUUCGAUGUGAUUGUACCUACACGGCUUUAUCUUCCUGGAACAAUCAAGACAGAAGAAACAGACAUCACAGCAUCCAUAACGUACUCGAUCGUAGCCCAUCUUGAUCAGUAUGAGUAUCCCGGUAACAUUGGGGUUGCAAAGGCCGAGGUUAUUCUUGCCGAAACAUUCAAUCAUUUCUAUAAAUCCGGCUUCCAAUCCAAGACAGUGAAAUACUCCGUUGGAACUUUGUCAAAUACCUCUACUGUACAGGAAUAUGAUUAUUCAGCUUCACUUAGCAUUCAUAUAUUAAAUCCAAGAGCAGAAAGAGGUGGAGUGACACCUUUGAUAGUACAUAUUACGACUGAUUGUAGCCAUGACCGGGACGAAAUUAUUACAUACCUUCUUGUACGUAUUUGCAGCAUCCGUAUACAAGAAAGCAACUGUCAGUUUAAUGACACGGUAGUUUGGACAAAACAAGAGACAAUUAAUAUGAAACAAAGUUUUCAUCAAAAUCCAAAGAAACUUGAUCGUUUUCUGGAAAUACCUGAUGACAUACUUCCUACAAUCACCAAUAACGAUGGUAUAUUUGAGGUGAACUACAAAGUAUGUGUGAUGGUAUCUGGGAAUGACACUGUCUACGCUGCCGAAGGUCUACCUGAAAAUAGAUACGUUAUAGUGGACACUCCUCUUUGGAUUGAUUCUGUAUCUAAGGAAAACAUCGAACUUGUCUCUCCGUUACACCGAGCGGUUUCUGAUCCAAAGAAAGAUGAUGUGAAAAAGAGGAAUAUUAUGGACAGGUUCAAACGACAGAUAAAACCUGAUGAUGUCGAGCCACUGGAGCCAGUAAAACCAGGUUUCAGGGAGUCAUCGAAAGGGUUGUUUUCAUUUGGCCGUAGCAAGGCUAAGAAUAAGAAAUCCACUUCUAAUACAACCCCGCCUGAAUCGCCUUCACACAACCCCAUCACAGUAUCUAAAUCCCCGCCUUCAACACCACCACCUCCGGGUUUAGACUCUAACUCUCGUCCUGUUCAGCGUGUUCUUAGCACAGCAUCGUCUAUUUCAUACCGCUCUUUUAUAUCGUCACCAUCUCUAGGAAAGUAUACGAUGCACCCUGGAAUUUCAGAAAGAGGAACCGAAAAUAUGUCAGGUUCUGAAAACCAUUUUAGGAGCGCGAAUGAAACAUAUACGAAGCCCAAUACUUCGGAGGACACCACUUCAGAUGGAUACCCUCAAGGAUCAACUUACACUUAUGAAAAGGCGUCAUCUCAAGCUUCUUUUCUCCACAAUCGUUCUUGUGGUGAAAGCAAAGCUAGCAAUCAGCACCAAGAGUCCGAAAUAGAUAUUCUUUAUCGCAAUAUUCUUGGCCCUUAUGAUAAUACCCCCCUCUAUACUCAUGGAUCUGAAGAUAAUAUCACCUCCUCUAUAUCUAUGGCCCCAUCAAUCGUAACAAGCGAGGGAGGUGUGGAAACUCACGAUAUGUUUGAUGAUUCAGAUGACGAGGAUAUUGAAGAAUAUCAGGCUAGAAUGAAAGCCUUAGAAAUAAGACAAAUGGAAGAACAACAACGAUUCACAAAUAUCCGCUCUAAUAGUCAGAGAUCCAAUAUAUCUAACGUGCGGCUCGUAUCAAACCGUUUACAACCUUCGAUUACCUCCAACACUCUAUUAUACCACAAUCAUGAUGAAUAUAUAUCAGCUUCCGAAACUAGUCCUCAACGCAGUAAUGAUGUUUUCACAGCAAAUGGAGAAUAUGAUCUUGAUGAUGAUAGUUCCUCAGAUGAAGAUGAGCUUAUUCAUCAAGCUGCUAGAUAUAAUGAGCAACAGCUCAGGCUUGGUCAUUACAGAAAUUGA